This is a messenger RNA of Microbotryum saponariae, 6207 nucleotides long. The record is from the annotation of a GenBank genome assembly. Lineage: Eukaryota; Fungi; Basidiomycota; Microbotryomycetes; Microbotryales; Microbotryaceae.
AUGAGUGUCAAUGGAGGUGAGUACAGGCGUUUUCUUACUUUCUAUGACCUCAUGCUCCUCUCCGAAUAUGCAUAGGCACUAAUCGCUCGCCUGGUCCGACGUGGUCUUCUCAGGCGUAGCUGCCGAAGCACCAGCUUCCGUGAGCUACAACGCGGCCAGUACACCCAUCUCGCAGCAGACCAAGGAGCUCAAGGAACUCAAGGAUGAAGCCAUGGUCAGUUCUGUAUCCUACAAAGGCCCCGGAUGGUGGAGGGGUCGGCUGGGAUGCGCAAUCGCGCAAGGUCGGUCGGUGGUCAGGCACUGCGGCCCCACUUGAGGCGCCGCCCGUAUGAAUCCGUCUUCUAGCGACCUUCGCCCCGUCAGGAAGGAGGCGGUGCACCGCAUGCCGAACCCACUAUCCUUGAAUUCGAAUGGCGAUUCGACCUGCGAAACAAAACACGCUAUUUGCUCUGCCUCGUUGACACGUACGACUCACUGACAACUCGUCUUGCCUUCUUCGUCGUGUGGGGUUUCGUCUCACCUUCCCGUCAUUGCAGGGGGCUGCCGUGCACUCGUUUGACCCCGAUGUCUCCCCAGAGGAGAAAGCGCAACAAGCCCUGAAAGGUGCACCUUCAACUGCACCCGUCGACAUGUCCGGCGUACCCUCCUUACGGGGCAAGGAGCUCAAGGACUUCAAAAAGGUUGGCGGUGAAGAGAUGGUCACCGACCUCGGCACCAAGCCUGUCGAACCGACGACGAACCUCAAGGAGAUUGAAGCCUUGGCCACCGAGAAGAAGGAGGCUCCGAAAGACAAGUCUGUUCCUCCUGGUGCGAUGCCCCAGGGCAAGACCGGUGAAGCUCUCCGAGAAAGUGAGUUUUCCCUAAAACUCGAUAGGCGUAUGGGACGUCCUCGACCGACCAAGCUGAUUGGUGUUUCUUUUCCUUGCUGCUAGUUCCUGAUUGGUUCUCGAUUGUGAGUGGACCACGCAGUCCGGCGCUCGCGCUUGUGUGCUGAACUUCCAUCCUUCCGCAGGGAUGGAACGACGGCCCCGACAAGUCCCUGUACCUCGCACCGGAGGAUGCCCGGGCCCAGUCGAUCUUGAGCGAUUUUAUCAGCGACGCUUACUUUGGACAGUGGUACGCUCGCCUCCGCGACUCCGACCAGGAUGAAGAAGAGCAGGUUCUAACAUCUCUAUCUCGUCCUGCAGGUGGGUCAACGCUGGCAUUAUCAUCUUCGCCGUCGUCGCAUCGCACUUCAUGACGCUGUUUGGUGGAGGUUGGGGAUGGCUCAUCGUCAUUCUCGGUGUCACGGCGACGGCGUACGACACGAGCAUCAAGCGGACUCGGCGCAAUGCUCGUGACGAUCUCGUUCGCGAGGUGGCCAAAAAAGGUCUUCGGGCUGAUGUCGAGUCGGCGACCUGGUUGAACUUGUUCCUUCAGCGAUUUUGGCUGGUGAGUGGCAGUCGGGUUAGUUCCAACAAUCGGAUGCUCAUUCGGAUUUGGUGACCUUCGACCGCCUCGCACUUAGAUCUAUGAGCCCGUGCUUUCCGCUACGGUAAGUGAAGUCACGCGAGCAUGCACCCUCCGGACUCGCAUACUGAUCCUCAUUGUUGCACUUUGCCUUGCAGAUCGUCGCAUCCGUUGAUCAGGUCUUGCAAAUCUCGACCCCGGCCUUCCUCGACUCGAUCCGCAUGACGACCUUCACCCUCGGCACCAAACCGCCCAACAUCGAUCACGUGCGCACGUUCGCCGACACUGAAGAUGAUGUCGUCAUGAUGGAAUGGAAGAUAUCCUUCGUGCCCAACGACAUCCAGGACAUGACGCACCGCCAAGCGAGUCGCAAGGUCAACCCCAAGAUCGUGCUCAAUAUCCGACUCGGUAUUGGACCUGCCGUUGUGGGCAAGGAUAUUGUCGUUGAAGAUAUCAGUUUCCAGGGCACGAUGGUAAGCUUUAGACACACUUCCUCGGUCAUACACAGAGGUUACGCGCAAAGUCAAAGUACUGAUCAACUUUCAUCGACCACCCCCUGCCCAGCGUAUCCGCAUGAAGCUCAUGAAUAACUUCCCGCACAUCCAACUUGUCGACUUGUCGCUCAUGCAGCCGCCCAUCUUUGACUUUGUGCUCAAGCCCGUCGGCUUUGAUCUGUCACUCGUGAGUGCCAUGGCUCUGUGAGACAUUUCAGUGCGUCGAAGCGCUGAUAGUAGCGUCAUGUCGGCCCACAGAUUCCUGGACUUUCACCCUUCAUCACUUCCCAAGUCCAUGCGACCCUCGGUCCCAUGAUGUACCACCCCAACACCUUCACCCUCAACCUCGAACAGAUGCUCUCCGGUGCUCCUAUUGACACCGCCUGCGGUGUGUUGGCCCUGACCAUCUACAGCGGCCGAGGCUUGAAGGGCGUCAAGCUUGGUGGAGGAUCGCCGGAUCCCUAUGUCAGCGUCGCGAUUGCCGGUCGGGCCGAGUUGGCCAAGACUAAAAUCAAGCGCAGCACGUAAGCGAACAGAGUGUUUAGGAAGAAUGUGUGUGGACUAAGCUGACGCUUUUCCUUUUGCCGCUCGGAUAGUACGACUCCUCACUGGAACGAGACCAAAUAUAUCCUCUUGAACAACCUCAACGAGAGCCUAACGAUGACGAUCAAGGACUGGAACGAACACCGCGCCGAUUCCGACCUCGGCACGGCGAGCUUCGACUUGAAGUCCUUGAUGGAGGAUGGGCAACAAGAGGGCAUCAAUGCGGAUGUCAUCUUUGAUGGCAAGACACGAGGAGUUAUCAAAUUCGAUGCGGUAUGUCCAUCGACUGCGGGUGGUGGUGUGGUCCUGAGCCACGAACCUGACGAGGGUGUUUUAUGCUUUUGUUCAGAUCUACUUCCCUGUUCUCACGGCCAAAAAGUUGCCCGACGGAACUGUCGAGACCAUCCCCGAGACGAGUAAGCUCAAGUCAAUCACUUGUACAAAGUCAGAUGUCUGACCAAGCUCUUGCGCUGGACGAGCAGAGACCGGAGUCGUGCGCCUCGUUGUGCAUCAAGCCAAGGACCUCGAUGGUCGAGGACAGCAGGUGGGUUGCCAGAUCUGCCUAUUUAUAUGUCUCUGGUACCGCGCUGAUUGACCGAUAUUUGUGCCCACAGAUCAAUACGUGCGCCGAGGUACGCCUCAACGAUCAGAUCGUGCAUCGCACCCAGACGCUCAAACGAUCGCCGAACCCCGUUUGGGAGCGACCUUGCGAGUUCCUCGUCACCGAUCGAUCGAGCGCCGUCAUCGGCAUCACCGUCAUUGAUGAGAAUGCCAUUUCCGCCAACACGAGAUUGGGCGUUCUUAAGGUCAAGCUCGCGGAUCUUCUAGAAGCCAAUGCCAAGGGCCAGGACUUCUUCCCCCUCAGCCAAGCGAGAACUGGUCGCGUGCGAUUGACCGCAUCUUGGAAACCUGUGAUGAUGACGGGUGCCAUUUCGGGUGCGGGGCAAUACACCCCACCUAUUGGUGUGGCGCGGGUCCUGUUCAAGAGAGCCCGUGACCUCAAGAACGUCGAGGCUAUGACGGGAGGCAAGAGUGAUCCUUAUAUGCGGAUACUCCACGGCGGAAUCGUCAUUACCCGUACCGAAGUCAUCGACAACAACCUCGAUCCCGAAUGGGACGAGAUCGUUUACGUGCAGAUCCACAGCAAGAAAGACACGUUCGUCAUCGAGUGCAUGGACUAUCAGCAUCUGACCAAGGAUCGGUCGCUCGGUGUGACGGAGUUGAACGUCUCGGAUCUGUUGAUGGAGGGUGAGGAUAAGGUCAACAAGCCUUGGGUCUCGACUGGCAAACACUCGCGCAAGGACGGGCUGCGCAUCGAUGGGAAGAAGACGGUCAAGGGUUCGGUCGAGUACGACGUCGAGUUUUGUGAGUUUGCACAACUAGCAUUGAAAGUUGCCAGAGGUGCCAGACAAUUGACGCGGAUCGUUCUGCGCAGUCCCUUGCGCACACCUCAAGAACGUCUCCUUCAAGGAACCCGAGCCUGACGUGAUCGAAGAAGAAGUCGAGACCCUCACGAACGAAGCGGAAGCCAAGACGUCCAAAACGCUCGAACGGAACGGCUCGAUCAGUGGCAAAUCGACUUCGACCACAGCUGAGGACGAUACAGGGAUCGUUAUCCCGCGUGAAGAGUUGCUCAAGACGCAGACCGGCGUUUUGGCAUUCCAGAUCAUUUCGGGGUGAGUGUUUUCCCGAGACGAAUCGGUUCUGUGACGGUGACUGAUUGGCCCCGCGGGAGUUGACUUACAGCCAACUGUCGAAGAGGGGUGCUCGGCUUGAGGUCUUGUUCGACGAUGGUAAGGGUUCGAAGUGGGCCUGAUCCGUUUGGCUCGCUGACGGUUGAUUGGCCCCCUCAAACCACAGGGUACUGGCCUGCGUACUCAUCCGAACCAGCGAGGUCGACGCAUGCCGUGUGGGAUGAGAUUGGCGAAGCCGUCAUUCGCGAACUCAACUUUAGCAACAUCAUCCUCAAGCUCAAUGCGUGCGUCGUACUGGGACAUUUGAGCGAGCCACUCCUUUCAAUGCUGUUUGCUUACAACGUUCGAGAUGAUUGAACAGUGCGGAAAAGGAAACACGCGAAGACAUCGUCGCCUCGGCGACGAUCCCGGUGUACCAGUUCUUGACAUCCUGUUUGGACAGAUCCUUCACCUUCACGCUCACGGACCCCAAUGGUGGAUCGCGCAACACCGUGACCAUGGCGUAAGUUGAACGUGUUCAUGAAUAGAACACUGCUCGCGGUCGUGCUGAAUUUGGGCGUGCGUCUUACAGUGCCAAGUACAUCCCCAUCGACAUGGUGCUCGAGGCCCGAGAAAGCAUCAACAAUCAGGGUACCUUGUCGGUCAAUCUGGUCCACGCCAAGGGUCUCGCUGCCGGAGAUCGCUCGGGCAAGUCCGAUCCCUACGCCGUCUUCAUCCUCAACGACGAAAAGGUGUACAAGUCCGAGGUCAUCAAAAAGACGUUGGCCCCCGUAUGGAACGAAAAGUUCGAGUGCGAGGUGCGCAGUCGAGUCGCGGCGAAUUUCUACGUCAUCGUCUACGAUUGGGAUCGAGUGGGAACGCCGACGCAUUUGGGUCAAGGGUCGAUCGAUCUUGCGGCCCUUGAGCCGCUCGAGUUGACCGAACACACUAUUCCGUUGUAUGAUGUCAAGACAAAGAAGCAGCAAGGAGUGGUGCACCUCAAGCUCGUGUUCCGACCUGGGUUCCUCGCGCGAUCGCGCAAGAGUACGUCGACCUUCUCCUCUGCUGGACGAGUCGCCACGAGUAUCGGUGGAGGUGUGGCGCAUGCCGGUGGUGCGGUCGUAGGUGGCGUCGGCGUCAUUGGGAAAGGAGCGGCGUCGGGAGUGGGCGUGGUCGGUAAGGGUGCUGCUACUGGUGUUGGAGCCGUCGGGAAGGGUGUGUUUGGAGGGAUCCGAAAGGUCGUGCCUGGUGGUGGUGGUCACAACAAUGCUUACCAAAGGACAUCGUCGUUCGGCAAUGGUUCGAUCGCCGAAAUCGACUUUGCGAAUGAGGCUGCCGCCGCGGGUCUUUCCGACCCGGCGGUCGGGAACUCUGCUCUGAUGAGCUCUGUAGGAACGCCAUCCGGUGCGACGAGCCAAGUCGGUUCGUUGACGGUGACGAUCACGAGUUUGUCCGGAGCGAGUGAACCGGGGGAGAAGCAAGUCGUGGUGGUCAAGGCUGGGAAUCGACAGAUCAAGGAGACCAAGGCGCAUCAUGCCGAGGGUGGGGCAGAUUCGAUCAACUUUGACGAGUCGGCAACGGUCAAGACGGAUGGGCCGAUGACGUUGGAGUUUACGGCUUUGUAAGUUCGGUUUGAGUCGCCGCAAUACAUUCCGCUGGACGAAGAGCUGAUGUUCUGCUGGAUUUAUACGUGCGUGUAGACACAAGAAGACGCUGGGUAAAGACAAGCCGCUCGGUAGCGGACUGGUGAACCUCUGGGACAUUCUGACCCCUGGUGGGCCACCGACGACGGUGACGGUGCCUCUGACCGGUGGAGCAGGGUCGCUGCUCGUGGGCUUAUCGGUAUGUUGAUACGUUCCCUGUAAUUGACUCGCUCGUUCCGAGCUAACCUGGGUCGCGCCGUUUCUUAGUGGACGGCUACUACCUCGACCCCGGAUUUUGACACGCGUUCAAUCGCCGGUUCGGUGUCCCCCUCGACUCGAAAGUCGUCUCGCUUCUCCCCCGCUAGGUUCGGCCGUCAUCGAGAUUCGAGUGUCGAGCCGGAAUAG